This is a messenger RNA of Prunus armeniaca (apricot), 1188 nucleotides long. Lineage: Eukaryota; Viridiplantae; Streptophyta; Magnoliopsida; Rosales; Rosaceae. The record is from the annotation of a GenBank genome assembly.
AUGGAGGAAAUGAGAAAAUCGGAGAGUGCAAGUCGGCUAUCUGAGAGCGACGUUGGCGUUUUGGUUGCUCAGAUAAAAGACUUGGAGAGGAAGAAUGCAGAACUGGAAGAACAAAACAAAAACUUGGCUUCCAUGCUUGAAACAAAGGAAGCUGGGGGUGACGUGCUGCAGAAACGUUUGAAUGAUCUGGAGAAAAACACUGUACCAUCCCUCAGAAAAGCUCUCAAGGACGUUGCAAUGGAGAAAGAUGCGGCAGUUGUUGCACGGGAGGAUCUUUCAGCUCAGCUUCGUACGCUCAAGAAACGUCUGAAAGAUGCAGAAGAAGAACAGUAUCGUGCUGAGGAAGAUGCAGCAUCCUUGAGAGCCGAACUGAAUAUGAUACAACAACAAGCAAUGAGUGGUACACUUAGUGCAGUAACAUCAAUUGUUAAUUCACCAGAUCAGAUACAAACCUUAGAAAAGGAGUUAGCUAGCUUAAAAUUUGAGUUACAGCGAGAGUCGCAAUUGAGGCAGCAAGAGCGACAACAAUUAGCAGAGGAGCAAGCCCGGGCAUCCACCCUUACAUCUGAAAAGCAGGAAUUGGAAGAAAAGCUUGCAGCUAUUUCUAGAAAGGCUUCAGAAGUCUCAGAGAAAGUGGCUGGCAAGGAAUUUUCAUUAGAGGACAAGGAGAAACUUGAGAAGCAGUUGCAUGACAUGGCUGUAGUGAUUGAGAAAUUGGAAAGCAGUAGACAAAAGCUUUUGAUAGAGAUUGAUUCCCAAUCUUCGGAGAUAGAAAGGCUUUUUGAGGAAAAUUCUAAUCUCUCAAGUUCCUAUCAGGAGUCAAUGAGCAUAUCAGUGCACUGGGAGAAUCAGGUGAAAGACUGUCUUAAGCAAAAUGAAGAGCUCCGUGGAACUUUAGAUAAGCUGAGAACAGACCAGGCCAAGGGGAUGCCAGAAUCCCACGAAGGCAGGGAUAAUGAGACUGGUUCAGCUGCAUAUACAACUGAAGUUCUCUCCAUCAAGGAUCAACUUGCAAAAGAACAGAGCCGAGCAGAGGCAUUAUCAGCCGAGGUAUUGCAGCUGUCCGCACGACUCCAACAAUCCACCCAAGCAUACAAUGGGCUUGCACGCCUCUAUAAACCAGUGUUGCGAAACAUAGAAAGCAGUCUCAUCAAGAUGAAACAAGAUGGCCCUGUGACUGUGCGGUGA